Molecule: messenger RNA, 993 nt
Organism: Suillus fuscotomentosus
Lineage: Eukaryota; Fungi; Basidiomycota; Agaricomycetes; Boletales; Suillaceae
Product: cytochrome P450
Exons: 6
Molecular function (GO): oxidoreductase activity, acting on paired donors, with incorporation or reduction of molecular oxygen; iron ion binding; heme binding
Source: RefSeq, a predicted model, not a curated record
AUAUGGAUGAUUACCAAGUUACUAAGCAUUGGAAGGCGCGAGCAGCACCUACCUCCUGGUCCUCCAACCGUCCCGAUACUCGGAAAUGCCCUCAUGGUCCCGCCCAAGUUCGCUCAACUCAAAUUUACCGAAUGGGCUCGACAAUAUGGUGGCAUUUUUUCCUUGAAGAUUGGUCACGGCACAGUUGUUGUGGUAUCAGAUGCCACAGUUCUGAAAGAAUUCAUGGAUAAGCGAAGCAAUGAAACCUCUGGUCGUCCGUCAUUUUACACUGGAAGUCUCAUAACGGAUGGGUAUUUUAUCGCGGAAGCAGAUUCGACGACGGAUAUCUGGCAUAUGGGCCGAAAAGCGUUACAGACCCUGCUUUCCCCACAAAGUGUGAAUAAACACCUACCAGUCGCGGUAGCAGAGAGUUCACAACUUCUAUUUGAUUUACUCCGUUCACCUCAAGACUUCGAAAAGCACAUCGAUCGUUACACGUUUUCAAUAUUGUUGUCUAUAGCUUUUGGGAAACGCUGCCCUCGCCCUGACACGGAGGAAGAAAGAAUUUUUUAUGAAGGUGUGAGACUCACCGUGCAGGUGGUAUCUGCUGAGGGGCCUCCUGUCGAUCUUCUCCCUAUUCUCAAAUAUGUCCCGGAACGGUGGGCGCCAUGGAAAAGAAUAUGCAGGGAGGCGAGGACACUGCAACGUCGAUUAUAUUUUGGGUUAUUGGAAGAGGCAGAAACAAGGCUCGCCAGAGGAGAAAGUACUGGUUGUUUUAUGGAAGAAGUCAUUCAGCGUCAAGAAGAGCUCGGAAUGUCAAAGGACGCUGCUGCCUGGUUAGGUGCGAUCGUGCUCGAAGCAUCCCAUUCUUCGGGGUCCUUCAUUUCUUCCCUCAUUCUAUGUUUUGUUGCCUUCCCCGAGACACUGCGAAAGGCUCAAAAUGAGAUCGACUCCGUUCUACCGGACGGGCGGCCACCCAUGAUGGAUGACAUUGCAUCACUUCCGUAUCAUCAG